Messenger RNA from Mycosarcoma maydis (corn smut), 1494 nucleotides. RefSeq lists its product as uncharacterized. Lineage: Eukaryota; Fungi; Basidiomycota; Ustilaginomycetes; Ustilaginales. The transcript has 3 exons. The record is from RefSeq and is a predicted model, not a curated record. Bases 1 to 1494 code for a protein of 497 amino acids.
AUGUCUCUCUGUCCUCGAGCUGUCGCAGACGCGCUCCAAUCACCAUUCAAGCUUCCUCAGCAAGAGUACCAAGAUAAUGUUGCGUACUUUGAUGUUGCCGAACACUCACAGCACGAGACAUGGUUGUUCGUCUUGCUCGUCGCCAAUUUGGUCAUCACCGCGGUUUCCUUCAUCGCAGCAUGCAUUCAUUUCAACACUUUCACCACCCUCUUCCUUGACCUAGCACUGCUGGUCGUUGCUUGGCCCAUCCUCUCGCUCUCGCUCUACAUUGCCAGUCCGCGCUCGGAUAAGCACCUACUUCAGCUGCCCGAGUUUUCUCCUUCCACGACACCACUUUCCGAGCAGUCCCUCUCCUCCUUCUCCGACUUCGCCAAUCGGCCCUCCGCUUCUGUUCCGAGCAUCGCAGCUGGUGACACUACUACCACCACACAUCGCAGAUCCUACCGAAGCGUUCCUCACUGCGUCGGUGCAGUCUUGUGGUACUUUGCUCUUGUAGAGUCGAUUGCUUUCCAACCCACCUUCCCCUCGGGUACCAAGAUCCAUGGGGAUCAAAUUGGGUCAUUCGUCAAUGUCCCACCCUCAGCUAACUCUACUUCGGCGCGUCCAAUGAAAGUUUUCAUCGUCUCCAACCUGUACAACAACGAAUAUAUCCUGCCUACCUACACAUCUUCGCUCAACAACUUCAUCCACACGCUUGGUACAGAGAAUGUCUUUGUCUCAAUUUACGAGUCUCACUCCACCGAUUGCACAAAAAGCAUGCUUGCACAACUUGACCGAGAUCUCCAUCAAAUCAACGUCAGCCGUCGCAUUCUCUUGGAUGAUCGAGCCACCCGCAAGGGCAAGCUGUCGGCCGUGUCGGACAGAGUCGACUUUCUCGCCAAUGUACGCAACACGGCCAUGCAGCCGCUCGUCAAGGCCUCUGUCCAAUUCACCCAUGUGCUUUGGAUCAACGGCAUUGUCUUUACUACGCAGGAUGCGCUCAACCUUUUGCGCACUAAUAACGGUCACUACGAUCAGGCCUGUGCCAUGGACUUUAUCGGCAACGGAUUCUACGAUACCUGGCUGACACGAGACACACAUGGUGACACUUUGAAGAGACAAUGGCCCUACUUGAAGAGUGGCAAGGAUGUCGAUGCCAUGCGUCACGGCAAGCCCUUCGAGGUCAAUUCGUGCUGGAACGGCAUCAGCGCUUUCGAUGCCAAAUGGUUCUACCCCUCCAACAAUGGCUCUGCGCCUCGCUCUUCCGCCUUGGAGAGUGUGGAUGAAGACGGCCUGCUUCAACUGGCGCUCAAAUUCCGAGCUUCCGAAGCAAGCAUGCCUGUCUCCGGAAUGUCAGUUGACAUCGUACGACAUCCAUCGGGCGACCUAUCCUUCACGCCCUACGAUCUUGAUCAACCCGGCGGUCAAAGUGGCCUACAACCACAGGCAAUACUGGCUUGUCAAUUGGCUCAUCCCUUCGCCUAUUUUGAGGGCUUGGAGGAUAAUUUGGCGUGA